CCGGCCCGCCGCUCGGCCUCGGCAGGCCGGGACAAGCGGUCCGAGUUACGGGCGCGGUACUGGGCGCUGCUGUUUGGAGACCUGCAGAGAGCUAUCGGCGAAAUCUACAACACAGUUGAAGCCCACGAGAAUUUGAACGAGUGCCAAGAAGUUAUACUAGUACUAGAGAACUACACCCGCGACUUUAAAGCAUUGGGUGAAUGGUUCAGGCUGAAGUGGGAGUAUGACAAUACGCCGCCGCCGCAACGGCCGCAGAGCUUAGCAUGGGAGAUUAGAAAGACUGAUUUUGUACGACCCGAGUCCAGGCGGACCCAUUCCGUCAAGAGCUCACCCUCAGUGUCAGGCAAAAAUAGCCCUUGCCUCUCUGGACAUAACACACCCAGUGGCAAGAACAGCCCCAACCUAACAGGCAAAGCCAGUCCAGGCAGCGGGAAGAUCAGUCCCAGGAUAUCUUCAGGGCAUUCCAGUACUAGUCCGAAAGCGAAUAUUGAAUUUUUCAGCAGCAAAAUAGCAGCUUCCAAAGUCACGGCCAAGCCGGAGCCAAAUUUGACUAAGGAAUCGUCUAGGUUGUCUGAUAUUACUGAGAAAGAAAUAAAAGAAAACCAUGACUCUAAAAAAGCUGAGAAGGAUGAAGGAAAACCAGUGACAAAUGUAACAGCUGUUGUCGAAAUAGGCAAAGCCAAAGAAUGCCCGAACGCUAGCCCCAAACAAGUGGUUAUCAAAUCGCCGAAGCGGGCUUUGACAAAUCAAGAAAGUCCAGUGAAUUCGGCUAAAGGCUCACGCAAAUCAUCUGUUGAGUCCUCUUCUCAGAUCAAUCAAGCGAGAGAGAUAACAGCCAAAUUGGAGGCAAUGGAGAAUGAGUUUUUGGCGAAGCAGCUCAUCGAAAAUAAAAUUAAAAACGAUAACAUGCUUAACCAUGACAAAGAAACUGAAAAACCAAACGAAGAUGUAAUUUCAAAUAAUAUUGAAACAAUUAAGCUGGAUAGCAAUCUUACAAUAGAUGCAGAAGAAAAAUUAAUGAUGGUGGAUAAUAAAUCUGUAAGUUCUUCAGAAUCUCCGACAAAAUCAGAAGAUAACUUUGGUGAUAUCUCUAACGAAAGUUCGACAAAAUCUCUUGAUGCAAAGACUCCAGAUAUACCGGAAAAUAUCGAAAAGUUGUCACAAAUACUCGAAAGUGACAAUGUUGAAGAAACUACUGAAUCAAAUGACACUGACACAUCAGAGUCAGUUGCCAAAGUGAGUAACACAGAUGAAGCAAGUGAUGCUAAAAUGAUUGUUGAAGUUCAAGAAACAGCUGACGAGAAUGGCGUUGAAAUGCCUAAUAAAGUUGAAAAAAAUUCCGACGUAAAUAACGCUGAAAUUACUCCUAAAGUUGAAAAAUCAACUAAAACCAAUGACGCUGAAAAAAAACUUAAAAAAGUUUUAGAAACAGAUGAAGUAAGUGAAGCUGGAGUGACUGUCAGUGUUGAAAAAUCAGCGAAGUCAAAUGAUGCUGAGGUGGUUGUGAAAGGAAAAGCUAAUACAGUAAAUGAUACUGAAGUGACCGUCAAAACUGAAAAGACGGUUGAAGCAAAGAAUUCAAAAGUUACAGUCAAAAUUGAAGAGAUAGCUAAAGUAAACAAUGCAGAAGUAAAUAUCAAAGUUAAAGAAGGUAAUUCUAAAAAAAAAUCUGAUUUAACAAACGCAAUACCAGAAAAAUCCAACCUCAUUACAGAAAAUAAAAUCGAAAACACUAAAGGUGAUGUGUCAAAAGAUCUGCCUCAUAUCGCUGAUAACGAUAAAGCACCAAAAGAUUCUACUAUAAACAAAUUGGAGCCAAAUGAAACCGAUAAAUUAUCGAAAACUCCUGAGCAGAACGGUGCUUUAGAUGGCAAAGAAGAGCCCAGAAAAGAAGCUGAUAAAUCGAGCGAAACUAAAAUGAAUACGCGGCCUGCAUACUCUCAAGCCGCUGCGAAACCUAAGCCGGUAACUGUCCCCAAAACCGAAGUAAAAACACCAACUAAAACAACUACUUUGGUUAGAAGCAAAACUGUUGUCGAGAUUCGGCCUGUUGCCCCGAAACCCCAAAGGCCACAGUUUCCAAAAAAGAACCAAGUCAACAAAUGCAGUUACCCCUUUAACCUCACGACAGGUCGAAAAAGUCUUUUCGAUUCGCCCACUGCGACAAACAAAAAUGCUUUGCCGAAAAAACCCCUGAACAAAAAUGUUCAACUCGCGUCAGGUGAUAACAAAUCUAGUCAAAACAAAAUCGAUACGAAGAAGCGACCUCCGAGGCCGACGUCUUUGAAGGUAGACGACCGUGACACUAAAAAAGAUAAGAACAACCCUACUCUGGAGAAAAUCAAAGAUUGCGACGAAUACGGCAGUUCCGACACAAUCGUCACACAAAUCGACAUGACUAGAAUUGAAUCUAGUGAAAGUCUCAAAACUUUAGUGCCAGAUGAAAUGCUGAUGAUUGACGACGUUGGGAACUCGAUUGAAGUUCUUAACGUAGAUAAUAAUAAGAGCGACAACGAGGGCUGGCUCACGGUGAAGUCGAGGCGUCUCAGUCGCGAAUCGAAGAAGCAAUCGAAAUCGCACUGGGCUCAGAGGUUCCAUCAGCCUUCAGCUACCACAAGUCUCCCCACACUGAACAUGAUAGAAUCCCCUAAGCAGGAAACGAAGCCAAUUGUAGAUUCUCCUAAAAAUGCCAAACUAGACCGCGCCAAAUCCGAACAACCUCAGGUUGUAAUUAAACCGGAAAAAGUUGUAAAAGUAGCCGUGACCGUCACUCCAGAGGCGAAAAUUAAAGACCCGGCUAUGAUCAGACAGAAAUCUGAUGUGACUGGACUGAAAUCUAAGUCUUCUCGAAGCAAGGCUUUGACUAAGAAAGUCGAGAAAUCCAAAGAUGAAAAGACCCAUGAUGACGAGACUUCAGACUUGACUAAAAACAGGCUGCACUCUUCCCUAGAAAGCCUUACUACAGGUCUCGCUAGGUCUCAGGAGAGUACCGAAGAGGCGUUUGAUUUUGACAAGUGGAGGUCUGAGUUCAGAUCUACCUUCAAAUACUUCGACGACGACGAUCAGAUCUUGAAUCACACUGAUAUUUUGGAAUCCGCUGAUCCUUCGGAAAGGUCCGAAAUUGCUGAAAUGACGUCACAAAUUGAGGAAAAUGAGAAGAAACUCGGUUGGGCUUUGGACUUCCAGGCUGAGGUCGACCAGAGGAAGUUGUGUGAAGAAGAGGAUUUGUUGAACAGACAAAUAUUGGAGCUGCAGCAAGUUUCUGACAUCGAUUUGGAUACUGAAACUGACGAUACUGAGACCGACGCAGAGAUCCUGUGCGAAGACACAACUUGCCACGUGGACGAAGUAACCGGCCGCUUGGUGGCAAGUCUUGAAGACCGGUAUGAGACUGCCCUAGCCGGAAUGUCGUGGGCUGAGCGUGUGGAUACGCUGGGCGCUUUAGAAGCGCUUGUGGCCAGAGAUCCUGGUCGCGCCCAACAACUCCACGCGAAGUUAUCCCAAGGCAUCAAGCGGCGUGGCAGUCUUCAAGAUGCAUUGCGAAGGCUGCAAGCUAAGCAAGCGCGAGCCGAGCGUCAAAGACUGGAAUACCAAACUGAGAGGGCUAAGAAGAUUCAUCAGCUGUUAGCUAGAGUUGAAGAAGUCAAGGUCGCAAAAAAUCAGUUGAUCGAAGAAAAGAGACUAAGAAUGGAGAAAAGGCUUCAAAAAGCCACAGAGAACAGGGAUCAGCAUUUGAAGGAUAUAGUCCGCAAAGCUCACGACGAAGAAGAGAAACUGCGUGAGAUUGCUUUCAUAAAGCAGCUUGAAGCUGAGAACAGACGCCACGACUUCCUCGACCAAUGUCGCUCUCACACCACGCGCCUGCGACAGAUGAGGCGCGAGAGACUUACUAAGCUGGAACAAAAGGCAGCCCGCGAGGCCGCCGUGGGCGCCCGACGGGAGGCCUUAGAGGCAGCACGCCGCCGCCGCGUGGAGGCGUUAGUGGAACGCCGCAAGCUACGGGACGCCAGGCGGGACACAUUGGACCAACUCAAGAGGCAUGAGCGCCAUCGAUUGGCUAAGGAGAAGGCGGAAGGCGUAAAGUCCCGUCUCUCAGCAUUAGCAGCGGCAGCGGAGUUAGAAGCGGACGCGUUACGUUCCCGCAUCCGCGACAAGCAGGACGCGAGCCAGCAGCGGCUGGAGUCCCAUCUACAGGCCAUCCGGGAAAAGGCCACUACUGGGCCCCGGCAGGCGACAACCUCCGAAAGCCAAGACCAAAGCACAAAGGAAGAGAGGGAACUCGCCGAGCAAGCGGAGAGGCUGGAACAAGAGAGAAAGGAACGAGAGAAGCAGAAAGCCAUUAAGAAAAAAGCCAGGAAGGUCAAGCAGAAACUGCUGGCUUCUGGCAACGUAAACGACAUCUUCACCGAUCACACGAUCGUUCCGUUCGAGCCUCUAUACCCUACUACAGGCAAACUGCACAAAACAAUCCACACCCUCACCAACAUAAUCAACCCUCUGCUCGACUCCAUCGAACGCAGCGACUACCAGAACGGUCUAGAAGAGAAAAAGAAGAGAAAAAAAAAGAAAGAAUCGCCCGAACCUGAAAAUAGGAGCGAAGCAGAAAAUAAUAAUAACACUGAGGUCGUUCCUCCAGAAUGUUCUAAUGGAGGGAAGAAGAAACGAAAGAAUAAGGAACCUAAACUGAGCAAAGCGAACUCGGUGUGUAGCUCGCUGAGCGAUAUGAGCCGAGCGAGCAAUAAGAGUGAGCGGAAGGCUAAUAUAGUGAUUGAUGUACCGAUGUUAGAGAGGCAGUUGAAUGAACUCAAUCGGCUUAUGGAGAAGUUUGAUAGGAACUCGAGCGACAAGAUUGUGUUCCAAAAGAUCCACGGGCUCAAGCUGCUCGGGCAGUUGUUAGCUGUCGCUGCGGAAAGAGAGGAGCUGGCCUCGCAGCUCACUGCUAAGCUGCUGGCGACGGCGGUGACGGUGGUGUCGCGCGUAGUAGGCGGCUGCGCCGUCAGCGCCGCCUACCUGCUUACCACCAACACCACGGUCCACCUCGUCACGCUGCUCAGCGAACAGCUGGAAAAGAACAUGAACGACUACAGAGAACUAGAGCUCGCUAAGCAACUGUGUGACUGCCUCUCAGUGGCACUGGACUCGGUGCUGUGCUCCACCAGGGUGUACGAGGAGACCAAGGAAGAGGGCAAGACUGGUCAAGAGCUGGUCAGCCACUGCGCUGCCAUGAACAAGGCGCAUACCAUCAUCAGGGUCGACGAGGAGAGCAAGGAGGCGGAUAAAGAGGAGAUCGACCUGCUGGUCACACUGAGGACCAGAGCGCACACGCUUAUCAGCUACAUCUGCCUCUGCGGCUGCAUCACCAAGGCUGAGAAAGCUGGCGAAGCGCGCGAGAGCAUUCAAACCCUGCUCACCGUCUGCGCCGACCUGUGUCACCCUUGUGACGUCGAUGUGGGCUCCGAGCGCAUAUCAGCGACCCAGUCGCUCCGCUGCGCCCUCGGCACCGGCAUGUGUGGCUCCCGAGCGGAGUUCUGCGUGCUGUUCGCGCGUGGAGCGCAGAUCGGCGGCGAUGGUAGCGGCGGCUUCGUACGGGCGGCCAGAACUGCUCAUCUAUUGCGAGCUCUAGCUGAGCUGGACCAUCAUAUUGUGCAGGUCAGUAAGAUAGACUUGCUAUUCUUAGGACCUGGACCAUUACAUUCUUAG
Molecule: messenger RNA, 5700 nt
Organism: Ostrinia nubilalis (European corn borer)
Lineage: Eukaryota; Metazoa; Arthropoda; Insecta; Lepidoptera; Crambidae
Gene: ssp3
Product: 227 kDa spindle- and centromere-associated protein
Exons: 16
Source: RefSeq, a predicted model, not a curated record